GAUCCAGGUUAAAGAUUUAGUGCAAACCAUUUCGAAGUGACGAUGAUGUCUCUUGAAGUAUUCUGUACUCUAAUUUUGGGUAUCACCCCUGCAUUUGGAGGAGGUUAUUUUCUAGGCAGUUCCCAAGGCGUUCCUUUCCCUCAUCAUUAUGGUAAGGACAACUACUGUGCUAAUGGUGGCCCAGUUUCGUUCCGACCUCGUUUUGGAGUAUCCAUUCCAAACUGUGAUCCACCACCGGGGCCAAUCGAUGGGUGUAUAAUGAUAAAUAUAAAUAUCUUUUUACCCCGUCCUUACCAAUGCCUGAACAAUGGUUUUGUUAGUGGAUACUCGGCAGUUCCUAGGGAUAGAUACGGAGAUGUGGCAGUUAAGUGUUGUAAAGCACUAGGUGUCACCUAUAACCCGAAAGAAUGCGUUCAGUAUUUUCGAGUGGAGGAUCCAAAAUACCCGUCUCCAACUAAACCCGGAUAUUAUCUAGUUGGAUCCAUUCCUCUUUUUCUUCCUCAGGGAAAAAUUGGUUUUUACAACACAGAAUGUCUAUUCCGCAGAAGCCAAGCCUUCAAUUUGCAAAUCUUUUAAAGGGAAGUUAAAACGUUUACAAUUAGAUUUUAUAUGUUU
Molecule: messenger RNA, 615 nt
Organism: Saccostrea cuccullata (small rock oyster)
Lineage: Eukaryota; Metazoa; Mollusca; Bivalvia; Ostreida; Ostreidae
Exons: 6
Coding region: 43-576 (177 amino acids)
Source: RefSeq, a predicted model, not a curated record